CUUCUACAUAGUUGAAGGAGGUCUUCAACAUGACAUUUUUUCAACUCUCCUCAACUCGCCAAUUAGGUCGCCCAAGUGGGACAGCUCCUUUAAUGUUUCGAGUUGGCGACCCGUUAUCAUUCCCAAAUCGCUUUAAGUCGGACGGUGGAGGAUUGUGACCAUAGAGCUCUAUGAUCUUUGAUUGUGACUCCUUGUGUAAAAGGUCGGAAGGUGGUUUCUAAAGUACGUGGGGAUCUCUGCAUAGUAUGGGCAGGAAAUACAUCACGCCCUUGCAUUGGGUGGCGAUUGCAGUGUGAGCGGUUGUGGCCAGUGCUUGCUCCAUAUAUAUAACGGCACUGGAGACACCAAGGGCAGCUGUCUCUGUGUUAAUAACGCCGGCUGCACACCAUGUUCCCAUUGGGGCAGCUCGCCCUCCUGCUCUUCCUGAUGGCCGGCGCCUCCCUCUCUUGUGAGCCUUCAACCACAAACUCUACCGGCAUUAUGUGCAGGUUUACCAAGGACGCUGCCUUAGUCUUUAACCAAGAGACGAGCGAUGUCAUUCAGGCGACAUUCCGACACGCCUCCUUCCCCGACAUCAAAGGAGAGAAAUCUAUUUUGUUUCUGGGCUCCGUUUCAUACGUAUUGAAAAAUUUGCAGAUAAACAAUAUGUCUGUGGAAAGUAGUGAUGUGGAUCUCAGCAAGGAAAAAGGAAUCCUCAUCUCCAUCCAAAAUGUAGCUGCCACCUUCAAAGGAACUAUGAACUAUGCAUACACCAACUGGCUGUUAAAGAUAAAUAAUUCACUGGAUUUUAAAAUUGAGGUCCAGACUGAUGUUGAUCUUGGUCUAACUCUAGCUUACGACAACGGCCGAAUAGCCUUGACUGUCUCGGACUGCGUGCUGAACUUCCACAAGCUAACGCUGCAGCUGCAAAAACAGAGCCAGGUCAACUGGAUUAGGCAACUGUUGACGGACUUUGUUUCUUUCACUUUGAGACAAAUUCUUAAAGGACAGAUCUGUGCAGAAAUCCAUAAAAUGUCAAAUCUACUGUCAGACUUCACUCUGCAGCAAGCUGGAGCGUUCCUAAGCGAUGGGGAGAUUUCCACAAGUAUAGAAUUAACUGGUGAUCCCAUGAUUACCUCAGAAUAUGUGGAAUCAUGGCAUAAGGGUAGUGUGUUCUACAAGAACUUUUCAGUUUUCCAGAAGCCCAACGCCAUCCCAUUUGAACGAGUAGAGACCAGAAUGUUUAACCUGUGGGUGUCGGAGCCUGUGAUCAACUCUCUGCUGUACGCAGCCUAUCUGGACGAUCGGCUCUCUCUGAAGCUGGUGGACGAUGAUUUGCUGAAGGUGUUCGAAGCUGGAGAAUUUAAACACGAGCUAAACGUCUUACAGCAGGUAUUCCCCGCUGUUCCUAUAAAUGACCUGAUGGUCAAACUCACAGCACUCCGGCCACCCAGCAUUCUCUUCAAACGUGUGGGCACCAUUUUGGAGGGAUCAGUAGCUAUAGAGGUUGACGUUGUGCCUGAGAGUAAGGAUUCCUACACAGCACUGUACAUGGAAAUGGACAUAGAAACCACUGUACAAUCAUCUUAUACAAACAGGAAAAUCCACCUGCAGCCCUCUUCAAAUCACUGGAGCAUCAAAACUUUAAAGAAUAAUCCAGCGAUCACCCUGGACAAGACUAUAGCAAAGCGUUAUUUGGAGAAGUUUUUCUCAGCAGGUGGACUGCAAAAGAUCAUCUCUUAUGUGGAGUUUUAUAUAACAGCGCUGCUUGACAAGAAAGGACUACAAUAUUUUAACAUCAGCAACACAGUGCUGGAACCAAACAAGGGCUACGUGACUGUCGCAACAGACUUCCAGUUUCCACGCCAGCUGCUAGAAAACUUUCUUCGAAACUUCACAUCGACGAUAAGUUCUUAUUUUCAGAAAGAAAACGGUGAGGACUCGUGGGGCUUGUAGUUGAUCAGACUUCACAAUAGCUCGCAAAAACAGACCUGUCUUUAUGUUUUUUUACAUGUGAAUAGGGUUUCAUCAAAUACAACAUGUAUGAUGACGAACAGUUCCAAGUGAAAUGAUAAUGUGAUCAACCUUGCAUGUUGCUUGUCUGUAGUUUUUAUCAAUGGUAUUUUCUAUUCUACAGCACAUGUCGCUGUUGAUCAAUGCAAUCUUGGAUUCAUAAUAUCCAUUUUGAGGGUUUUUUUUAACCCCACUGAAGAUUAUUUGUCAUUUUACUUAAAGAAUAAUGAUGAGAACGGGUAGAAAUUUUUCCAAAAAAUAUAUGGAAGAAGGAAGCCCUGGGUGAAAAUACCUUCAACAAACUACUUUUAACAGGAGCACACUGUCAUAUUUCCUUUCAUAAUUUUGCUUCCUCAAAAUUCCAUCUCCCAUCUUGUAAUAGAAUUAUAUCAGCACAGAAACAGGCCCUUUGGCCCAUUAUGUCCAUGCUGGCUCUCAAUAAUCCAUCCAUACUAAUUCCAUUUGCAAGCACUUGGUCCAUAUCCUUCCACGAUUUGAUUUCCUUUGCUGUCAGCAAUCUUAGCCAAUUAGCCAUUUCAAUAUUUUCACUGGAUCAAUGAGUUUCAGCAGAAGAUAAUACUGACAUUUCUGGUAGAAACUAUAAUUUGGGAAGAGAAUGCUUCAGGCAAUGUCCUGCUCUAUACCAUUUUAUCAUUUGUUCUCUUCCAAACACUCUAAUUACAUUAGCCACCACCACCCUGGCCUUAUUCUACAUUGUUGAGAUUAUGCAGAACCCAGCACAGCCUGUGUGACUGAACAAUACAGACAUCACUUAAUGCAGAGAGACAUUGACCAAUACAGGUAUAACUUAAUACAGGGGAGCACUGACCACGACAGGUGUAACUUGAUACUAGGAAGUGGUAAGAAAGUGGAAGGAGAACCUGCACGUUGUACAUGUUCUCAUAUAGCGGCGACUGCGGAGACCUCAAUAGGCCCGACUAUGGGUGGACAUGGACAUGGGGAUGGGGACUGGACUUUGUCCCUUCCCUCACAGUGGGAACCAUUGUGGGGGGAUGUUUUUAUGUUUAUUGUUAAAUUCUUUAAUGUUGUGUCUUAUCUUUAUUUGUGUGCUGCAAUGGCAAGUCAAAUGUCACUACACCAAUUGGUGUAUGUGAUAAUAAAUGUCCUUUUUGUAUAUAAUUGAACGUCAUGGUGCUGUGGUCAGCUUACAUCAUGAGUACUGUACUGCAAUGAGGUACUGUGCUGGACUGUGGCCAUUUGGCUGGGGCUUGACCUCCAGACCUACUGACUGGUAGGCAUAAGUGUUACCAAAACAUUCUGCGGGUGUUGACCUGAACAAUUAUUUGACGUAUAGAAAAUACGAUGCAGAAAUCUCAAAGUCUUUGGAUGAUAUUUAUAAAUGCUUUGUACUUUACAGAGUAACCAAACCUUUGACGUUUCUUGUCCAAUUUAGCUCGCGUUAACAAUGGUGAAGGAUGGAAAAUUGUGUCAUGUUGGAAAUCAAGGGAAAGUUUCCAAGAGUGGCACAGUGAAAGGGUUGCUGCCUUGCAGCGCCAGAGCCCUGGGUUCAAUCCUGACUGCGGGCAUUCUCUGUAUGGAGUUUUCACCUUCUCCCUGUGACCCAAGUAAAAUAAAUUGUCCUUCGGGUGCAGGAUAGAACUUGUGUUCAUCGGCGUGGACUCGGUGGGCUGAAGUGCCUGUUUCCACGCUGCAUCUCGAAAACUAAAACUAAAUUUUCUGAUUCAUAUGUGUUAGAAACAGAAAAUAGGUGCAAGAGUAGGCCAUUCGGCCCUUUGAGCCAGCACCACCAUUCAAUCUGAUCAUGGCUGAUCAUCAAGAAUCAGUACCCUAUUCCCGCUUUCUCCCCAUAUCCCUUGAUUCUUUAGCUCUAAGAGCUAUAUCUAACUCUCUCUUGAAUACGUCCAGUGAAUUGGCCUCCUAUUCUAGGAGCUGCUCCUAAUGCUAUGAAUA
Messenger RNA from Leucoraja erinaceus (little skate), 3924 nucleotides. It is a transcript of the gene cetp, whose product is annotated as cholesteryl ester transfer protein, plasma. Gene Ontology annotation, molecular function: phosphatidylcholine binding; triglyceride binding; cholesterol transfer activity. The record is from RefSeq and is a predicted model, not a curated record. The coding region runs from base 388 to 1935 and encodes 515 amino acids. NCBI's taxonomy places the organism in Eukaryota, Metazoa, Chordata, Chondrichthyes, Rajiformes, Rajidae. Gene Ontology annotation, biological process: triglyceride transport; reverse cholesterol transport; low-density lipoprotein particle remodeling. The transcript has 16 exons. Gene Ontology annotation, cellular component: high-density lipoprotein particle.